Colletotrichum abscissum is the source of this 897-nucleotide messenger RNA. RefSeq lists its product as uncharacterized. The transcript is spliced from 3 exons. Lineage: Eukaryota; Fungi; Ascomycota; Sordariomycetes; Glomerellales; Glomerellaceae. Gene Ontology annotation, cellular component: EMC complex. The coding region runs from base 1 to 897 and encodes 298 amino acids. The record is from RefSeq and is a predicted model, not a curated record.
AUGCGCCUCCUCGCAACCCUCGCCCUCGCGGCGACAUCAGCAUCCGCCGCCUCCCUGACCCUCUCGAUCCCCUCCUCCCAAGCCCUCCCGAACCCCUACACCCUCCCGCCGUCGACCCACGCGACGCUCUCCUCCCUCGGCGCCACCUUCUCCGCGCCCCUCUCCGUAAAAAACACGUUCGUCUUCCACAACCUCACCGGCGGCGGCGGCAGCGCGGGCUCCUCCUACCUCGUCGACAUCCACUGCGCGACCCACGCCUUCGCGCCCCUGAGACUCGAUGUCGAUGCCGAGGGCGGGUUGGCGGCGUGGGAGACGUACCGCGGUAACGAUUGGGAUAACAAGGGCGAGGCGUACGCGGCCAAGGAGUUCGAGGGCGGCGCGAAGGGGUUUGAGGUCAGGGUGUUGGGGCAGAAGAAUUAUUUUGUGGAGAGGAGCAAGUUGUCGGGUUUGUUUGGUGUCUACGGCGAGGAAGCCGAGCUCCCAGAGCUGUCGGCACUUUUCACGACGCGCACCUCUUUCCCGAGAUACCGAAACGAUCGGGGAGCACAGAAAAACGCUGACAACCCAAACCUCGCAGUCUCCAUCCUCACCAUCCUCAAGAACCCCAUGAUCCUCCUCGGCCUCAUCAGCAUGGGCAUCUUCCUCGGCAUGCCCUACCUCAUGGACAACAUGGACCCCGAAAUGCGCGCCGAGUUCGAAGAACGCCAAAAGAGCAACCCGAUGAACUCCCUCCUCGGCGGCGGCGGCGGGGGCGGCGACGCGAACCCCAUGGCCAACUUUGACAUGGCGGGCUUCCUCGCCGGCACCGGCAGCAGCAGCAAGAAGGAAGAGUCUUCCGGUUCUGGUGCCUCGAGUGUUGGGGCUGGUGGGAAGAAGGAGAAGGGCGUGCGGAGGUAA